This is a messenger RNA of Hypanus sabinus (Atlantic stingray), 5269 nucleotides long. Its product is annotated as DOMON domain-containing protein FRRS1L. Bases 103 to 987 code for a protein of 294 amino acids. The transcript is spliced from 5 exons. NCBI's taxonomy places the organism in Eukaryota, Metazoa, Chordata, Chondrichthyes, Myliobatiformes, Dasyatidae. Gene Ontology annotation, biological process: regulation of glutamate receptor signaling pathway. The record is from RefSeq and is a predicted model, not a curated record.
UUCAGCUCCGCCGGCUUAUGCUGAGACAAGCCGUGGUGUGGGUCUGACCCGUCCCCCUUUGCUCAUUACCUCGCCGCCUUUCGGCGGUUGUCUGCCGCCACCAUGUCGGUGACAUGGGCACUUGUCGUCUCUCUGCUCGCCUGCGCUGGUGCAGCCGAGGAGCCGCUGCCGCGCGGUGCGAUGGCGAGCGAGCCCGAGCUGGAGGAGCAAGGCAGGGUGGCCUUGGAGGAGCUGGAGAAGAGCGGGCUGCAGCUGGAGGACUCGGGUGCCACCGAGAAGCACCAGGAAUCCUUUAACACGUUUGCGGCGGAACUGUUGGAGCCCCGUUAUUGGGGGGAUGAAGGUUAUGCUUUCCCAUCCCCUCCUCCAGUGGAUCCUUUUGCAAAAAUACGGGUAGAUGAUUGUGGAAAAACUAAAGGCUGCUUUAGGUAUGGGAAACCUGGCUGUGAUGCAGACACAUGUGAUUACUUCCUCAGUUAUCGCAGAAUAGGUGCUGAUGUGGAAUUUGAAUUAAGUGCUGACACUGAUGGUUGGGUUGCAGUUGGAUUCUCAUCUGACAAACUGAUGGGAGGUGAUGAUGUAAUGGCUUGUGUGCAUGAUGACAAUGGCAGAGUUCGAAUCCAACACUUUUACAACGUUGGACAAUGGGCAAAGGAAAUAAAAAGAAAUCCAGCCAGAGAUGAAGAAGGUAUUUUUGAGGACAACCGAGUAACCUGUCGAUUUAAACGACCUGUGUAUGUUCCUAGAGAUGAAACAAUUAUCGACCUUCACUUGAGCUGGUAUUACUUAUUUGCAUGGGGCCCUGCCAUACAAGGCUCAAUUACCAGGCAUGAUAUUGACUCUCCACCAGUAUCUGAAGAUGUUGUCAGCAUUUACAAGUAUGAAGAUGUGUUCAUGCCUUCUGCAGCUUUUCAAACCUUCUCUUCACCUUUCUGCCUGCUAUUAAUUGUUGCUUUGACUUUCUACAUAUUAAUGGGGACUCCAUAACUAAAUUGUUGCAGAAGAAUAUUAACAUAAAAAUAUUUGAUCUUAAAAUGAAUGCAAAUUUUCUUUUCAGAAUAUUUUUUUCACUGGACCCUCAAAUGAAUGUAUGACUAUACAUUUGAAUAAUAGUCAGCAUUUGGACAAAUGAAAAUGUGAAAAAUAAGAAUUAGAGUUGCAAAUCUUCGUUUUGUUUGUGAGGCUCUGGCUGAUCAGUGGGACCAUACUGAGUGCCUACUUGGACAGAGUAAGAGAGCAUCUCUACCCCCACCCUAUUGCCAGGUUUUCUUAUGCUGCAUGUGCCAAGCGGUCUAUAACUGAACAAUUACUAAUAUUACUGUGAAAGUAAUUUCUGAGCUAACAUGCUACUUAAUUGACAACUUGAUAGACUUGUAGGAUAGUUUUAUUUUGCAUAUUUUGUUAAAUAUUUAUUGUACCAGAUAUUUCAUUUUAAACUCUGUUUUGAUCAAUGCAAGACUUUGUAUUAAAUAAGUUAUUAAUUUUGUGUAAAUGUAGAGUAUUCAAAUUGUAGUGGCAUUCAGUCCAAGCUUUUACCCUUUAUAAAGAACUAACAAGCUUACAGGAAUAAUUGUCUAAAAAAAAUUCAAAACUAACUGAAUAUAUUUUUCAUGAGUAUGUACAGUAAAAUAAUCAUCAAUUGAAACAAUUAUUAUCUUGUGUCUCUUGAGGGACAAAGGUUUUAAAGAAAAGAUUGAAGUCAUACUUCAUUACAAUCAUUUAAAUAUGUAAUUGCAAAAGCUAAAAAAAUUAUUUAGCAGUGAGACAUAAAUCAGUCACAAUGUUCCUAAAAUUUAAUAAUUUUUGCUAUGGAUUUUGUACUACAGUUGGCCCUCCUUAUCUGCGGGGGAUUGGUUCCGAGACCCCUGCAGAUACCAAAAAUCGCGGAUGCUCAAGUCCCUUAUUUAACCUGAAUCAGUGCAGUGGUCUUUAGGACCCAGCAGAACCCUGGACUUAACCUGUUCAGAGCGGUGGGCAUUAGGACCCAGCGUAGCUCUGAAUCUGUGGUGUUUCUAUUCACGAAAAUAAUCACAAUCGCGAUUGAAAAUAAGGUGGAAGUAAUAAAGCGAUUGGAAAGAGGUGAAACGCCAUCGGUCAUUGGAAAAGCGUUAGGCUACAGUCAGUCAACGAUCGGAACAAUUUUAAUGGAGCAUGUGAAAGGCCCUACCCCGAUGUAAGCUACAAUUAUUACUAAGCAAUGCAGUGGUUUAAUUAUUGGGUUUUGGGUUUUUGAUCCUCCACAUCAACCCGGCACCGUGGAGAACGCACUCGAUAGUGAUCUGUCACUAGAUCGAACUCGGGAACUUCCCGAGCCCGGCACUGAAACAUAUGUUCUUAAGUGUUUUAUAUGCAUAGAAAGGUAAAAUAUAUACUAUAUAUGAAUGCAAACAUUUGAUUAACUGAUGCUAAAUAAUACCGGAUGUACCUGUUCUGACUUACCUAGUAAGAGAACUUCCGAUUUUUUUCGAUCCCAAUCCACACAUCCUCCCAUAUACUUUAAAUCAUCUUUAGAUUACUUAUAACAGCUAAUACAAUGUAAAUGCUAUGUAAAAUAGUUGUUAUACUGCAUUGUUUAGGGAAUAAUGACAAGAAAAAAAGUCUGUACAUGUUCGAACAACAUGCUGGAAGAGCACUUCUGGGUUUUUGCGAUUCACAGUUGGUUGAAUUCGCAGAUAAGGAGGGCCGACUGUACUGUAACCUAAGGUCUGCUGUUUGGGUCCCAGAAUAACAAAGGAUGCAAAAUUUCAGGCUUUAAGUAAAAUAUGGUAUUGAGCAGUACCAUUUUGAAAAGUAUUACAGAAACAGUGUGAAUAUUCAAUAUCAAAAUACAUAGAAAUGCAGCAGAGAGAAUCUGUAAAAGAUGUGGAUUGAGUAAGGCAUGUUUUUCUUUCAUCUUUGUAAGUUUUUUUUAUUUCUGUUUCAUUUUGUAAAAAUGAUAAUCCAUAAUGCAUGGCAAUGCUAUUUACUGCAUAUAAAAAUAUUAGGAAAGUCAUUUGGUCCUUUUAUCUGGGUUUGAUGAGCAUAUAGAUUAACUCUCAGAAUGUUAAACCUUUGACGUCUACUCUUUCUUGGCACUUUGAGUAAAUACUUGAUGUUGGUUAUCAAAAUAGUGUUAUAAAAGUUUAAAAUGAACGUAGCUGUAUAUGAAGCAUUAUAUCUAGGUGAAUGAUGAUAAUGUAUUAAUGCUUAAAUUUCCAUUAGAAAAUAUUUUUUUAAUAAAUUGAUGUAUGUAAUCUCUUACUAAUAGCUUCAGUCCAGCCAUCCUUGAUCUACUUUCCUAUUUCACUGAACAAUAAUAUCACUAUCAGAUAUAGAGUUUCCACUAUUAGUUAAGUUUUUAAUUCCAAUCUCUAAUUGUAAUGUUUUAUUGAUUAUCGAGGGAUAUGUAUUCAACAGCUAUUUUGAGGAUUGAUAAUUUAAUUUAUUAUUGAAACAAUAUGAAUAACAUUUAAAAUUUUGUGAAGUAAAAGCGAAGUAUUGUAAUCAAUCAGUAGAGCAGACAGCAUCUGUGGAAAAAGAAACAGUGUCUCUUCAUAAGAAUGGAAAAGACAGAAAACAGCAGCAAAGAAGGUGGUUGAGGAUGGACAGAACAAAGAAAAUAGUUCUACCAGAUGGACACCAGACCACGGUAGCAGUUAAAAUCUGAUUAAGCUGCUUUGGCUGCGUAAUAUGUUGCCAAUAAUAGAAACUGUAGGACGUGCCCAAUAGAUCACACAAUACAAAGGAAUAGGCAAAAAAGAGCCAAAAUGCUGACGUUACUAAAGCGCUUAUUGCUUUUGUUGCCUCUUGAACUCUUCAGACCUUAAGCCUGCUACUUGACGGUGAGAAGACCAUAUUAAAUCUGGAGCUUGGGAACCUUGGGUGACAAGGGAUGUUGCACAUUUAGUCAAAAGAAAAAGGAAGAACAUACUGAAUAAAAGGGUGUUGCGGUAGCAUUUCGGAGUUCAGUUCUGGUGUCAUCAGUAAGGAGUUUGCAUGUUCUCCCUUUUGAUGCGUAGGUUUCUUCUGGGUGCUCCAGUUUCCACCCACAGCCCUAUCAUAUACCGAUGGUUAAUUGGUCAUUGUAAAUUGUCUUGUGAUGAGGCUAGUGUUAAAUAGGUGGAUUGCUAGACAGUGUAGCUCAUUGGGCCAGAAGGACCUGUUCCACUCUGUAUCUCUAAAUAAAAUAAGUUUUCAGAAGUUGAAUCGUACAAAGUCCCUGAAAAAUAUUAAGGAAGCAGGAUUGAACUUACACAUGGAAUCAGGGUGACAAAAAGAGGCCAGGAUGUGUGCUUAGCAAAUCGGAUUAAGAAAAUCCCCAAGGCGAUUUAUGCAUAUACUGUAUUUAAAAACCAGGGAAACUAGGGAAAGGAUAGGUUCACUCAAGACCAAGGUAAGAAAUUUAUGCCUCAAGUUGGAGGAAGUGGGCAAAGUACUAAAUGAAUACUUUGCAUCAGAUAUUCAAUUCACCAAGGAAUAAGACAUGGAUGAUAGAACAGAGAAGUGCAAGUUGAUAUUAAGGAGAAAGUGUUGGAUCUCUUGAAGAACAUUAAGGUGGAUAAAUGUUCACCUAUGGGGUCUAUUCCAGAAAACCAAGUAAAGCAAGGCUGGAGAUUGUUGGGGCCUCGGCAUUGAUCUUUAUAUUCUUUUUAACCACAGGUGAAGUCCCAGAGGAUAGCCAGUUUUGUUUCAUUGUUUGGAAUAAUCCAGGAAAUUAUAGGCAGAUGAGCCUUACUGAUCGGGAAGUCAUUGGAGAUUCGUAUGGACUGUAAUUAUUCUCAGCUAGAAAGGCAUAGACAGUAGAGAUAGCUUAUCUUGUUCAUGCCUCUCAAACACAAUUAAGUUUUUUGAGAAAGUAUACAGAACAGUACAGCAAGAAACAGACCCUUCAACCCAUGAUGUCUCUGCCAACCAUGAUGCCAAAUUAAAUGAGUCACACAUGGUUCAUGUUCUUGUCUAAAUUCCACUACGUUCUAGGCACCUACUACUCUGUUUAAACAAAAUCUGUCCCACACAUCUGCUCUCAAACUAUCCCCUCUCACCCAAAAACUAUGCCCUCUAUUAUUUGACAUUUCUACCAUAGGAAGAGGGCUCAAGCUAUCAACUCCAUCUGCUUCUCAUAACGGGCUUAAGCCCAUAAUUUAAGUUCUCCCCUUAAUCUCCAAUACUCCACAGAAAACAAUCCAAGUUUACCCAACAUCGGGCUCCUUGCCAGCAAAUUUCCUGAUAUCAGUACUUGGAGAGAAUUAUUUCAGAGUAAAUGUUCAAAGUGUUUGUGUAGACUUUUAGU